AUGCCCGGUACCCUGCUCCAACGGAAAGGCCGAGAACUCGAUGCUACCUCGGAUGCCAUCGACGAGGUGAACGUUCUCAAAGGCAAACUCUGGAAUGAAACACCCGAGUUUGGCCAGGAAAAAGACAAAGCUCAGUUCCGCGAUUAUGACUCUGCAUGCGAUCGGGUCAAAAACUUUUACAAGGAACAACACGAAAAACAAACCGUUGCAUUCAAUAUUCAAGCUCGCGUGGACUUCAAGAGCCGCGUUCGUGCCCGAAUGGGUGUGUGGGAAGCGAUGGAAAUGCUGAACACUCUUAUUGACGAGUCGGACCCUGAUACCAGCUUGUCGCAGAUAGAGCACCUACUACAAACUGCUGAAGCUAUUCGAAUGGACGGGAAGCCCGAGUGGAUGCAGGUUACCGGGCUCGUUCACGAUCUCGGGAAGCUUCUGACCUUGUUUGGCUCCGAAGGCCAAUGGGAUGUCGUCGGGGAUACAUUCGUUGUCGGAUGCAGAUUCUCUGAUAAAAUCAUCUACCCUCAUACGUUCGCCAACAACCCGGAUGUGUAUGACAGUGUCUACAGCACCGAGUAUGGCAUCUACGAGCCUCACUGUGGUCUUGACAACGUCAUGUUGUCUUGGGGUCAUGAUGAGUACCUGUACAACGUUCUGAAAGAUCAAAGCAGUCUCCCCAAGGAAGCACUUGCUAUGAUUCGGUACCACAGUUUCUACCCAUGGCAUCGCGAGGGGGCGUACAGUCACCUCAUGAACGAACAAGACAAGGCGAAUCUUGCUGCUGUUCAAGCGUUUAACCCGUACGACUUGUAUAGCAAAUGCGACGAACCUUGCGAUCCCGCGAAGCUGAGGCCCUAUUAUGAGCGUCUUAUUGCGAAGUUCUUCCCUCCAGUGCUCGAUUGGUGA
Marasmius oreades (fairy-ring Marasmius) is the source of this 900-nucleotide messenger RNA. RefSeq lists its product as uncharacterized. Gene Ontology annotation, biological process: inositol catabolic process. The record is from RefSeq and is a predicted model, not a curated record. Bases 1 to 900 code for a protein of 299 amino acids. NCBI's taxonomy places the organism in Eukaryota, Fungi, Basidiomycota, Agaricomycetes, Agaricales, Marasmiaceae. Gene Ontology annotation, molecular function: inositol oxygenase activity; iron ion binding. Gene Ontology annotation, cellular component: cytoplasm. The transcript is spliced from 7 exons.